Clupea harengus (Atlantic herring) is the source of this 760-nucleotide messenger RNA. RefSeq lists its product as uncharacterized. The coding region runs from base 146 to 703 and encodes 185 amino acids. NCBI's taxonomy places the organism in Eukaryota, Metazoa, Chordata, Actinopteri, Clupeiformes, Clupeidae. The transcript has 6 exons. The record is from RefSeq and is a predicted model, not a curated record.
UGGUACACUCUCCAAAGUGUUGAACCUCUCAAAUACUGAAUUGGAUCAAUUAGCAGAUUUUUUAGGACAUGACAUACGUGUCCACAGGCAGUUUUACAGGCUUCCAGAGGGGACUUUGCAGCUUGCAAAGAUUAGCAAGGUCCUUAUGGCUUUUGAGACGGGACGUCUUUCCGAGUUUAAGGGGAAAAGCUUGGAUGACAUUACCAUCGAUCCUGAUGAUAGGGUUGAAGGUGUUGGAAACGAUGAUUUGGAUGAUUUGGAUGAUUUGGAUGAUUUGGAAGGGGGAAAGUUGAGGAUGAUGGAAACAGUUGAGGAUGAUGGAAACAGUGACAUGGAUGAUGAGUCUGGAGGUGGAGAUGAUGCACACCCAGAGCACAUGACACAUGGAGCGACCCCGCUUCGCACACGCCACAUGGCAAAGAAAAGAAAUGAAGGUGAAGUCACAGAGACAGACUGCGUGGGAGAGAGGGUGAUCAGAUCAUGUAAAGUACGCAGACCUGUCCAGAGGAAAAAAUGGCAGCCUGAAGAAAUUCAUGCUGUUGAAAAACAUAUGAUGAACUUUAUUAGGACAUGUCAUGUGCCUGGUAAAGCUGAUUGUGAUGGCUGCCUGAAAUCAGAGCCUCUUCAUCUGAAAGACAGAGAUUGGAAGGCCAUCAAGUUUUACGUAAAAAAUCGAAUCGAUGCUCUCAAGAGAAAAUCUUAAGAAAAAAACACACAGAAGACAUACUCUGUUAAAAUACCUCUGUUAAUGUUUGUGAUG